GGCUGGGGGGGACCCUGCAGGACGCACGGAAGGAGGGAGGGGGCCGUGCUCAGCGCCCAGGCCUGGCCACGGGGCCACAGGGCAACACAGCCACGCCGCCUGCCGCAAGCCCGAGCCGGAGCGGAGCCGGGCGGGCAGGCAGAGCAGCUCGGUCUUGGGAACCCUCUGGGAUGCCUGAGAGUGUCUCUCUCCUGCCCCCAGCCUGGCUCCCACCAUGAGCGCCGAGCUCAACGUGCCUGUGGACCCCUCCACUCCUGCCUGCUCUGAACCAGGCCACAAGGGCAUGGAUUACCGAGACUGGGUCCGCCGCAGCUACCUGGAGCUGGUUACCUCCAACCACCACUCCGUGCAGGCCCUGUCCUGGAGGAAACUCUACCUGAGCAGAGCCAAGCUGAAGGCCUCCAGCCGGACCUCUGCCCUCCUCUCAGGCUUCGCCAUGGUGGCCAUGGUGGAGGUGCAGCUGGAGACGCAGUACCAGUACCCCCGACCACUGCUCAUCGCCUUCAGCGCCUGCACCACGGUGCUGGUGGCCGUGCACCUCUUCGCCCUGCUCAUCAGCACGUGCAUCCUGCCCAACGUGGAGGCCGUGAGCAACAUCCACAACCUCAACUCCAUCAGCGAGUCACCACAUGAGCGCAUGCACCCCUACAUCGAGCUGGCCUGGGGCUUCUCCACCGUGCUGGGCAUCCUGCUCUUCCUGGCCGAGGUGGUGCUGCUCUGCUGGAUCAAGUUCCUGCCCGUGGAUGCGCGCCACCAGCCCGGCCCCCCGCCCGGCCCCGGCGGCCACACAGGCUGGCAGGCCGCCCUCGUGUCCACCAUCAUCAUGGUGCCUGUGGGCCUCAUCUUCGUGGUCUUCACCAUCCACUUCUACCGCUCCCUGGUGCGCCACAAAACAGAGCGGCACAACCGCGAGAUCGAGGAGCUGCACAAGCUCAAGGUGCAGCUGGACGGGCAUGAGCGCAGCCUGCAGGUGGUGUGAGGGCGCGGUGCCCCGGGCCCAGGCCAGCGCCCCCUCCCCCCACCCCCCACCCUGGGGCACAGCAUGGAGGUGGGCCGCCGCCGAGGCCGCCCCAACACUACCAUGUGGUUCGAGACCAAAGUCUUACCCCCUGUCUUCACCCUGGAAAACCUGGCUGGGUGGUCCUCCCACAGAAAUUGGAAAUCUGUAGUAAAAAGAGAGACUCUGUUGCUAA
This is a messenger RNA of Zalophus californianus (California sea lion), 1193 nucleotides long. It is a transcript of the gene ORAI2, whose product is annotated as ORAI calcium release-activated calcium modulator 2. NCBI's taxonomy places the organism in Eukaryota, Metazoa, Chordata, Mammalia, Carnivora, Otariidae. The transcript has 3 exons. Gene Ontology annotation, biological process: store-operated calcium entry. The record is from RefSeq and is a predicted model, not a curated record. Gene Ontology annotation, molecular function: store-operated calcium channel activity. Gene Ontology annotation, cellular component: membrane. The coding region runs from base 215 to 979 and encodes 254 amino acids.